Molecule: messenger RNA, 410 nt
Organism: Loa loa (African eye worm)
Lineage: Eukaryota; Metazoa; Nematoda; Chromadorea; Rhabditida; Onchocercidae
Exons: 4
Coding region: 36-401 (121 amino acids)
Molecular function (GO): calcium ion binding
Source: RefSeq, a predicted model, not a curated record
GAUGUAAUCAAUCUUUUUUUUUUUUUUAGGAUCUCAUGGAAUCAUUGUCAUUACUCUGUUUACCAACACCUGAAGCAAAUGCAAUUUGGACAGUACGAAUGAUCAAGGGUUCUGAUGUUGAAGUUAUUACAGAAGCUGAUUUGGUAUCAUUUACAAAAUCGGUUUUUCGAUUAGCAAUGCUUGAAAAAUUAAAAAGUAGCAAAACAUUUAAUUGCGGCUUUCACUUAAUUGAUACAGCUCUACAAAAUGUUGCUACUCAUCGUUCACAUGGAACAUUUAAGGCAUUGGACAAGGAUGGCAAUGGUUAUAUUUGCAAGUCUGAUUUUGUCAACUUUUUUCAGCAAAAUGAUUGUUUGGAUCCAAUUUUCAUGAAAUCAUUCAAGCGCUUAAAAAUACGGUAAUAUAGCGUA